Molecule: messenger RNA, 825 nt
Organism: Arctia plantaginis
Lineage: Eukaryota; Metazoa; Arthropoda; Insecta; Lepidoptera; Erebidae
Source: the annotation of a GenBank genome assembly
AUGGAAAAGCCUGAACUUUAUGAAGAAUGUAACUAUAUUCACAAAAGAGAUGUCUCUGAAUAUUUAGAAAAAUUCAAACCAAAAAUGAAAUGGAGAGAGAACAACAACAGGAUAUUAGAUAUAGGAUGCGGGGAUGGCAGUGUCACCAACAUUUUGAAGACGUUUAUUCCUACAGAUUUUAAGUUAGUGGGUUGUGACAUAAGCAAUAACAUGGUAAUGUACGCGUCUCACCAUCAUAGCAAUGAUCAAACAUCUUUCACGGUACUGGAUAUUGCAGGUGACCUGCCUGAAGAUAUAAAAGGAAAUUUCGACCACGUGUUCUCAUUCUAUGCUCUGAACUGGGUUAUAGAUCAAAAGCGAGCUUUCGAAAACAUCUUCAAUUUGUUGGAUAAAGAAGGAGAAUGUUUCAUUAUUUUAGUGGCUUAUAAUCCAGUAUUUGAAGUCUAUCGUACCUUAUCAAAGAACGAGAAAUGGAGUACUUGGGUGUAUGAUGUAGAAAAAUACAUUUCACCGUACCAUGACUCAGAGGAUAUAGACGAUGAAAUUAUACCUCUCAUGGCAAGUGUUGGUUUCGUGGACAUCGAAUUGGAAUGUAAAGAUCGGGUCUUUUUGUUCAGUGACGAACACACUAGAACAAAACUUAUGACAGCAAUCAACCCAUUCCAAAUCCCGAAGAAUAUGUAUGAUGAAUUUAUGCAGGACUACCUAGAAGUGCUGAACGAGAUUGAAGGUGGUCAUAAUAUUAAGGAUACCUGUUCAGCAACACAUCCUACGCUGCAUUAUAAAUCAGUUGUGAUACAUGGUCACAAAUCUUCCGCUUCAUAA